AUGAAACCCCAACUUGAAGUGGAAGGAGAUAUGCCGAGAGAAUCGGCGAUUAAAAGAUGUAACGUUGUGUUGGAACGUAUGACAAGCGCUACCCCAACACCAACUACAGCUACUGGUGGAACGGUCAGCCGUUCUUUUGCGGUUACAGAUGCUGCUGCAGAGUCGGACUCUCCGAACUCUAUGACGAGCAUCAAUUCGCGAACUGCUAUGAGCCCCCUGGCUCGUCGGGAGGCUCUAUGCACACCAAAUAAGGAGUCACGUUUUUGGCGAUGUCGAAAGCGUUCUCGGUUGGAUGAUGGAAGUUCUAGUGAUACUUCCAUCCCGUCCUCCUCGGGAAGAAAACCUCGAACAGGCUUGCGCAAGGCGCACAGGCUAGAAAAGGAUACCCAAGCGGAAGAAGAACCAAGAGUGUCAGGCUCAGGAGAUCCAGAGCCAAAACCUGUGCGUUCACCCGCGAUUUCGCUGCACACCACCGUAGCAAACACAGCGACUGAAGAGGUACGGAAACGAAUUGAGGUAAACUUGGCGACGGUGGAAAAGAUCGCCAAAGCGUCCAACCACCUAAAGACAACCUACGUGGCCGACCUUAGAAACGCUGCUAAGGCGAUUAGAGAAGAUGCUGAUUCCCUUGCGUUUAGAACGCUAACUGAGGAAACGAGUGCGCUUCGCGCAGAAAAUGAGCGGUUGCGCAUAAGGCUAGACUUUCUCCAAAAUGAGAUGAGAGAGAUGCGACUGCUCAUGCAUCGGGGCCCGGUUGCGCCUGCACAAACGACGGAGCUGUCGCGGGAUUUCGAAUCUAGAAUGAUUCGCCAAUUAGAAGAGCUUAUCGAUGCGCGGCUUAAGAGUUUGCAGCCUCAACCAAAUCCGCAAUCGCAACUCCGCCUCUUCAAUGCGGCGGAUAAGGCGGGAAACCAGGUCACUGGUAUGCGUCAGGAGAGUUGUUCUGAAGUUUUAGAGGAUAUGAGACCAAGAGUAAGAGCAACAAAAACUCUAUCCAAAAUUGCUCAGGAUGUGUCAAAAAACAAAGAAGUUGAUGGAAAAAUGAAAGGAGACAAGAAAAAGAAGAAGGAGAAGAAAAAGGGAAAGGGUUCAACGAUAAAGGAUAAGGAAAUACGGAUAGAAGAACCUGCGCCUACUCUCUCCCCCGCAGUCGUGGCUCCCACAAGCCGAGACGUGGAGUCGCCCGCUAUACCUACAGCCACCUCUUCUGGCGAGGGAUGGACAGUUGUGGCAAAGAAGGGUAGGGCGAGCGCGAACAAAGCUCAACAGGCCAAACUCGCUAGGCACACGGUGGAAUCGGGUAAGGCGUCUCAAUCAGCCAAACCAAGGCUAAGGGCUCCGAGGUCCGCGGCAGUCGUGCUGACAAUUCCAGCUGAGGCUCAGGCCAAUGGUGUUACGUACGCUGCGGUUAUUAAAGAAGCGAGAUCCAAAGUUGACCUGAAAGAGGCCGGAAUUGAAUGUGUGAAAUUUCGCCAGGCGGUCACGGGAGCCACUGUUAUACAGAUUGCUGGACCUGGCAGUAGCGAUAAGGCGGACUUGCUGUCGGUCAAACUGAAGAACAUCUUUAAGGACCAAAACAUAAAAGUGUCUAGGCCUGUUAAAAUGGCGGAUUUACGCGUGUCAGGCCUAGACGCGUCUAUUACAGCGACCGACCUGAAGGAAGCCAUAGCUAUAAAGGGCGAAUGUUCGGCCGAACAGAUCAGGGUGAGCCAAAUUCAACAGGACAAAACCGGACUGUACGCAGCAUGGGUAAACUGCCCUAUUACAGCGGCUAAAAAAGUCACCGAGUCGCGUUUCCUCGUUGGAUGGGUCGCAGCGCGGGUAAGUGUUCAAAAGCCACGGGAGCUGCGUUGCUUUCGCUGCCUCGAAGUCGGUCACGUUGCAAACCGUUGCGCUACGGAAUGCGAUCGUAGCCGGCUGUGCUAUCGCUGCGGGCAGCCGGACCAUAAAGCCGCAAACUGUACUGCUAAGCCGAACUGCAUAGUAUGUGCGGCUGCAGGCAGGAAAGCGGACCAUCGGUUGGGUGGCAGUGGCUGCUCAGUUGACAAGGCGCCUAAAAGAAGACCCAAUAAUCCAACUGCGGGCUCCCAGGCGGAAGGAACAAAUAUGGAGACUGUAGAAAUCGUUACAGCGUAA
Messenger RNA from Colias croceus (clouded yellow), 2136 nucleotides. RefSeq lists its product as uncharacterized. The transcript has a single exon. Gene Ontology annotation, molecular function: zinc ion binding; nucleic acid binding. NCBI's taxonomy places the organism in Eukaryota, Metazoa, Arthropoda, Insecta, Lepidoptera, Pieridae. Bases 1 to 2136 code for a protein of 711 amino acids. The record is from RefSeq and is a predicted model, not a curated record.